Bombus terrestris (buff-tailed bumblebee) is the source of this 654-nucleotide messenger RNA. It is a transcript of the gene Pomp, whose product is annotated as proteasome maturation protein. Gene Ontology annotation, biological process: proteasome assembly. Lineage: Eukaryota; Metazoa; Arthropoda; Insecta; Hymenoptera; Apidae. Gene Ontology annotation, cellular component: nucleus; cytoplasm. The coding region runs from base 148 to 573 and encodes 141 amino acids. The record is from RefSeq and is a predicted model, not a curated record. The transcript is spliced from 5 exons.
ACUGACUUGCAUUGCUUGUACAUGUGAAACGUCAAGUCACAUUUCAAUGAGUUUAUGAACCCAAUGAAUAUAUACAUUAAGCUGUGAAUUCAUCUAGCGUGACUUUUGGUUUCCAUAAAGGCUUGAAUUUCAUAUAACUAAGUAAUAAUGAGUUUUGGUUUGCCAUCACUUGUUCCAAAAUCUACUGUAAACGACCAGUUCAACAUUCACGGUGACAAUUAUGGUAUACCUAAUCCAAUGGUUUCAGGAUUAACAGCAUCUAGGCAGCACAUAGGUUAUGCACAUCCAUUGGAAGCAUCUGAGAGAAGUUAUGAGAAAAAUCGUACUCGCAUGAAUAUGGUGUUAUUAAGAAACACACAAGGAUUACAUGCUCCAAUGCGUCUAGCAAUGGAAUUAAAAGCUACUGAAAAAAUUGGAAGACUUCCAUUUCUUCCAUCAUCACACAUGAUGAAAGAUGUAUUACUUGGAAAGGAUGCAGAAAUAGGGUUUGAAGACAUAUUAAACAUACCUGAAUUUAGAGAACAAAUGGGGCAACCACAUGCUGUUGUUGAAAAAAGUCUUGGAAUAUUAUAAACACGGAUAUUUCUAUUUCUAAUGAGUUUGGCUUUGUAUUAUUGAAUAUCUUAAGUAACAAUAAAUGUUUGGUCCUUAUAA